AUGCGUACUGUUCGAGCUUCUUCCGUUCCUCUGCGCCGCGGUGGACACCCCGACACCCGCCGGGCUAGGGCUGGCUCCGCUCCGCCCGGCGGAGCGAAAAAUCUCGCCCGCGCGCUUUCUUCUUCACUGGACGAAGACACCAGACCCCGGGAGUCAUCCGGUGAGCCCUCACACUCCUUUUCUUCGUUGCCCCGAGCUGCCGCCGUUUGCGCGCAGCUCCACGUCACCACGUCGCCUACCAAGCGCCGCAAAGUUUCGCCCAGCAGCCCUGGAGAGGCAACCCACCACUCCGACACUUUCCUCUCCGCUGCGUUGCCACGCUCGCCAACCUCCUUCCACCCCUCGGCCACCUCGCCGGACUUGCCACCAUCCUACAUCCCUUCCCACCUGCAGUUCCCCGCGCCCGGGACUCCUUCGCACAGCCGCUCGCCCACGCCCGCGACCGCGACAGCUGGUUUGACGCUGGCGAGCGACCAGUCGGAUAUGAACAAGGACGCGCACGAGGCUGCCCCGAGCACCAACGGGGCCAGUCGAUCUCCCUCUCCCGGCGACAAGCGUCCGGCGUCCGAGAUUGACGACUCCGAGCCCGAGGGAGGCGUGAGGACCGCCGUCAGCAAUGGCGACCAGCGUCCCUCGAUCGACGAGCAGAUUGCUCGCGUGCAGGCCACCAUGGAGCCCGACCUCCGGGACCGCCAAAAGGGCUUCGUGGUCGCCAUGAGCUGGAUGAAGACCAUCCUGGCCCGCAGCUCCGCCUACGCCAACAAAGUCGACACCAACCCGCAAGACGACAGUGAGCUCGGCCCCGUCGACAACUCGGGCCUCGUCCUGGAUACGGGCCCCACCGCCGAGAAAUUCAAGGACGAGAAAGGGGAGCCCUUCGUCCCACUGCGUCCGGGCUUGAAGCCGUCCGAAGACUUCGAAGUCGUUCCGCAGGAGGGGUGGGAUCUGAUCCAAAAGUGGUAUGGGUUGGCCGAUCAAUCUCCGGUCAUCGUCCGAUAUGCGCACAAUGUCAACCCCCGCGGCGAGGACGAGCAUAUCGAGUACGAGAUCUACCCUCAAAUUUACACCAUCUACAAACUGGUCAAUCCGUCCGUCGGCUUCUCCCCCAAACUGUUGAAGGAGAAGACCCGUGCUCCAGUCAAGCUUCUGGCGCAUGCCAGCAAGAACUUCCAGAAGUGGCUGAAGGAAGCCAAGAAGGAUGCAGGCAUUGAGAAGUCGACCAAGGUCCGCGUAUGGAAAGUCGCUGGCGGCAUCCCCAGUGCCACCGCUUCAGCCGCAACAACCCCCGCCGUCUCCCGCACGGCCUCGCCUGCUCCGCCGUUGGGCCUCCUCGCAACAAGCAAGCACCUCAUCCUGGACCCCAACACUUUCCUCGAACUCGCCGAGGGCACCGAGCUGGAGCUUCUCGACGAGCAAGUCAAGGACCAAACCGACAACCCCAAGUACAACGGCAGUAUGACGAUGCGCAUGGCAGGCCUGGUGGGCACCGAAGUCGUCGUCUUGGAGGAGCAAGUGGGGUCGAAGAAUGGGAAAUGGGCCUCGGAGGUGGUUAAGCAAAAGCUCAAGAGCAAUGGUCUGCGUCCCGACAAGGCCAAGAAGGAACCAAGCGCACUCGCAACCAUCACACCGGCGGACAGUGCCCGAUCGACCCCGGUGCAACAGCAACAGGCCAAGGUCGAGCGCGUUCGCCCGCGAGGACCGCCCAUGGGCAAGACUGGAAUGGACAAUCUCGGCAACACCUGCUUCCUCAAUGCAGCCACCCAAUGCCUCCGCAAUGUCGAGGAGUUGACCUGCUACUUGUUGAGUGACAAGUUCAAACAGGAGCUCAAUUUCGACAACGCUCUCGGCUACCAUGGCGCGUGUGCCAGUGCGUAUGUCGAGCUGCUCGGAAAGAUCCACCGCCAGCCACCACCGUCCUCUGUGGUACCUCGACCUUUCCUCAAAACCAUGCUGAGGUGUUUUAACCAAUGGAUGGAAGCAAUGGCCCAGCACGAUAGCCAGGAAUUCCUGUUGGCUCUCAUGGAUGGCAUUGCCGAGGAUCUGAAUCGAAUCGUCGACAAGCCUUACAUCCCGAAAAGUGACUCGACGGACGAGAUGGUGACCAACCGCGAAGCGUUGGAGGAGUUCGCGGCCAAAACGUGGCAUGAAUACAAGGUCCGCAAUGAUUCGGUAAUUGUCGACCUGUUCGCUGGAAUGUACAAGUCGAGCUUGACCUGUCGCAACUGUGACAAAACCGUUAUCAACUUCGAACCGUUCCUCAACCUGACCCUUCCUAUCCCCUCCAAACAGGUCAUCUACCGGGAGGUCUUCGUGCAACCCGUUGAAAAGCCUCUGUUCAAGAUGCUUGUCGAAGUCGAUAUUUGGCAGCCCUUGCAUCAUCUAAGGGAUGAAGUUGCCAGACGCGCUGGACUCCAGAGCGAUCGGCUCGUUUGCACUGAACUAUACAGAAGUAUCUUCCAUCGGAUGCACCCCUUUGACCCGUCGCAGCGGGCUUUCGAUGUUCCUUACCAGGGAUUAAGAAUCGGUCAGAAGGACCAACUUCUUUUCACAGAACUCGACGGCCCGGUCAAAGAAAGCACCGUGAUUCCCGUGUUCAACCGUUUUCACUCGGGCGAGACCAAAAGUGGAAAGGCCAAGUUCGAGGCCUUUGGCAUUCCCUUCGUCAUUUCGAUUCGCGAGGACGAGUUUCGUGACGUUCAAGCGGUUUACAGCAGGGUGAUGAAGCAGGUGGCGACAAUGACCUCGCAGAACAUCCCAAAUGUGAAGGGGCUCGAGGUGGAUCAACCAGAGCAACUCUCUCCGUAUGGCGAUGCGCACCCACUGGCUGGCACCAUCUCCCGCACUCUUCUGAACCUUUUCGAUGUCAAAGUCGUAACAACCGUCAACACCUUCCCCACCGGCCGUGAGCUGGAUUCGACUCGCGAGUACCCAUCACUCACUCCCAGCACUCCGGCCCGAGCAGCCACGAAUGGAUCUGAGGAUGAAUCGGAGGCUUCCGCAGAGAGUGAUGCCGAUAGUGCGCACAACAGCGAGGCUGCCGAAACUCAGAGCCUAACUGACGAAGUGGAAGACGACUCGGUUCUCCCUAAGCAAGGUGAUGCCCUCGUUCUCGACUGGAAAGAUGACGUCCGAGAUGCCCUUUUCACAGGAGACGAGAAUGAUCCGAAAGAUAUUCGGGACAUGGUAACCUUCCUUGACCCCGAUCUCGUGUUCGAUAGCGACGUCAUGGAGGCUAAGGUCGCCUGGGAGCACCGGGAAGCCCACGGUAUGGGUCUGGACCAAUGUCUUUUCGAUUUUGGGAAGGAGGAGGUUCUUGACGAAGGCGAACAAUGGGAAUGUCCCCGAUGCAAGGAGAAAACGCGGGCACAGAGGAAGUUCGAUCUUUGGUCGAGUCCUGACAUCUUGGUUGUACACCUCAAACGUUUCUACCAGGUGACCAAGAAUUCGCAACGCAAGCUGCAAACGCUUAUCAAUUUCCCUCUUGAGGGAUUGGACAUGCGAAGGUAUAUCACCGGCCCGCAUAAUGGGAAGCCGCUGCUGUAUGAUCUCAUCGGAGUCGACAAUCAUAUGGGUUCCAUGUCCGGCGGUCACUACACGGCCUACUGCAAGAACUUCGAGGAUGGGCGCUGGUAUUCAUACAACGAUGGGUGUGUUGAUGACAUCGAAAAUUCCAAGCAACGAGUCGUGUCCCCAAGCGCAUACAUCCUGUUCUACCGCCGUCGAUCUUCCGAACCUCUUGGCGGGCCUGCUGUCAGUCAGGUCGUGAAGGCCUUCCGCAACCCCUCCGAGGUCGAUGAAGAGGCCGAGGGCGGUCCCUUUGCCGCUCAAAACGGCAUCUCGAAGAAGGCCCCUGAGCUGGAUGCUACCUUUUCCAGCUCCGACGAAGAAAGUGAUCACGAGCCCUCUACCCACCUCAACUACCUCGACUCCGAGCCCUCGUGGUCAUUUGGCCCGAUGACGGCCCCUAGUCGGCUCUCCGAUGAUGAACACGACCAAGCCGACGACAACAAUGACCUCUUCGAGGAGGACAGCAACGUUGCCGUCGGGUCCGACAACGGAGAUCGCCUGCAGGACCUGGACCAUCCAGGUCCUGCCUCUGACCACGACCUUUCCUUCGAGGAAGUUCCUCCGCUCCAGGAGGACGGGUCGGAGGAUGAGCUCCCCGUGAAGGAGCUCACGGUUGGCGACAACGAGAUGACGGACAUGUAG
Molecule: messenger RNA, 4209 nt
Organism: Penicillium argentinense
Lineage: Eukaryota; Fungi; Ascomycota; Eurotiomycetes; Eurotiales; Aspergillaceae
Product: putative ubiquitin-specific protease UBP12
Exons: 1
Coding region: 1-4209 (1402 amino acids)
Biological process (GO): protein deubiquitination
Molecular function (GO): cysteine-type deubiquitinase activity
Source: RefSeq, a predicted model, not a curated record